Molecule: messenger RNA, 3366 nt
Organism: Marasmius oreades (fairy-ring Marasmius)
Lineage: Eukaryota; Fungi; Basidiomycota; Agaricomycetes; Agaricales; Marasmiaceae
Exons: 6
Coding region: 288-3107 (939 amino acids)
Source: RefSeq, a predicted model, not a curated record
CACAAGUUCUUUUUCUGAUCCUUACACCUACCCUACUCACGAGUCAGACUGUCCUCAUCAAACCUCUGCGGUCACUUUUUGCUAGUAGUCUAUUCCUUGACUCUCAGGAUCACAUCCCUCCAUUCGAUGCGAUUCGUAGAAUCUAAGAUUGUGGUCACCGGAUGAAACCAUCAAUCAGGACUGAAUGACACAGCGCUGCUUAGCCAAUCAAUCAUACUGGACAUGGGAACGGGCGUCGUGGGCGUCGUGCUGUCGACCUCUCUCUCUCCCUACUGACAUCCGAUGUGAUGUCUGAAUAUCCUCAGAUACACUCUACCCCCAAUCUCCAUACGUUCAGUGGAGCCCGCAAUGUUAGGAUAGGGCAGGGAGAGUUUAAUAAUGUCGGUCGUGAUUUGGUAAAAAAUUUCAAUACCUCGGUUUCCAAUCCACACAGAACCUUGUGGGACGCUGUUGCAGGCAUCGGUGCCUCCCAUAAUUCGAGCCUACAAUUUGACCGAGGUCGUUGUCAACCUGGAACUCGUGAACAAGUGCUCCGACUCAUUAGAGAGUGGAGAAGUUCGAAAUCCCACAACCCACCUGUAUGUUGGCUCUCCGGCGCUGCAGGUGUGGGGAAAUCGGCUAUCGCAUUGACCGUCGCCCAGGAAUGUGAGGAAGAUGGACUUGUAGCCUCCUUCUUCUUUUUCAGAUCAGAUCCAAGGCGUAACAAUCCGACCUCCCUCAUUCUAUCCCUUGCGCAUGGCAUCGUUACCACAAGACCACGCCUGGGUCGUCUGGUCAACCAGAGGAUUACCGCCGAUCCCAGGAUUCUGGAAGCCACACUAGAAGACCAAUAUAAGGAGCUCGUUUUAAAUCCGCGUUUAAUGAAACGGACAUGGUUGACGCGUAUGCGAGACGUGUGGAGGAGAGUCUUCCUAUCUUCGACUAGAACGGAGCCCUUGGAGCGGGGCAUAGACCUAGUUAUUAUCGACGGUCUGGACGAAUGCAACGAUAGCGAUACCCAACGACGCGUACUUUCCAUUAUAUUCUCCACCUACCGACAUUCACUGGACUCCCCUUUACAUUUCCUGAUAUGCAGUCGUCCCGAAUCCUGGAUCCGAGAGACAUUUGAAUCUCGUGAAUUCCGUAGCCUUGCCAAACAUAUCAAACUGGAUGAUUCGUUCCAGCCCAGCUACGAUAUCGAACUUUACCUUGAUCAUCAAUUUCGGGAGAUUUGCAAUGACGCCAAAUAUUCACAAGUCGAGUUUCCUGACCCCUGGCCAGCCCCCGAUGUUGUCAGGUUGUUAAUCAAGAAAGCCGAUGGUCAAUUCAUCUAUGCAUCAACUAUGGCACAGUUCAUUAAGACUGGGGAGUUCCAUCCAAUCGAACAACUUGAUAUUAUUCUCGGCAACAUAUCCUAUGAUUCCUUCGGUUCCGAUUCCCCUUUCCAUGAUCUCGACGAGCUCUACCGCAUAGUGUUGUCUGCUGUCCGCGACCGUGCCAGGCUUCUUCUCAUCCUUGCAGCAAUUCUCUUGAUUCCCCUAGAUGCUCCAGCCUCCCCAGCGUUCAUCGAGUGGCUACUGGGAUUCGCCACCGGACAGGUUACUUUGACGCUACGCGCAAUGCACUCAGUCCUUGACGUUCGUGGCCGGAAUGAUGUGAUUCGCCCCUAUCAUUCAUCCUUCACCGAAUUUCUCUGUGAUCGAGCACGGUCAAAAGAGUUUUUUAUCGACAAAACUAGCCAACAUCAUUUCCUAGCAUGCCGGUGGCUUGGGGUGCUCCUUGAGCAGUCCCGAUGCAACCCCGAACUAUCAAUAAAUCCGGCAGAGGAGAGCAUCCCUGAGCGAGAUGGAUGGCAUGACUUUUGCUUAAGGAAGACGCUUCCAGGCGGUCGAAUCAAUCCCUUUGUCAUGGUGGAGGUGGACAAUUUCUACCGCACGCUCCUGUCCCCUUCCCCGCUACUGGUCAGCAAUGUUCUUCUAAAUAUCCUCGCUGCAGUUAUACUGCCCCUGCCCAAUCAUCCUCCUCGCUCUCCCCUGUUCAUUGAACAGUUACUCGGACUACAUGCGGGAGAGCUGGAUCUGGAAUUACGGCCACUACACGCAGUUCUGAAUGUUCGCCACGAGGGACAAGAUAUUCUGGUACGAUAUUCCACGUUCAGUGAUUUCCUCUGCGACCAGUCUCGGUCGGGUCCGUUGUUUAUUGACAAACAAUUUCAACGCGAUUUUCUCGCACAACGAUGCGUUCACCUUCUUCGGGUAUGCGAAUUGUCAUUAGGAUGGCCAAGUGUGUACUUGUGGGACAAUUGGGCUGACAUUUGUUCCUCCGUCGGCAAAUAUCCUACUGAGGAAUUGUUGGCCGGACUUGACGGUUUGGAUUUAGGUACUUUGAUUGCCAAGACAGAGCGCGAGAUUGCCUUCAAAUUACCAUCUCUGUUCCGUGGCUUCAAGGCUAUCUCGUCCUGGUUAAAAUCUCAACCUGAUGGUAUAGUUCCUACAAAUCUCGUUCGUCGCUUUGAGAAUGUCCAAAGAGGGUUUGACCUUCGACUCGGAACUAGCACUGGCCCAAUUGAGCAAAGUCCAUUACUUGACGAUGUCGUGACCUGUAUGAUCCUUCAACUGGUCGAAUGGGACUGGAGAUCCUGCGACUCGAUGACGAAACGUCUCCUGUUCAGGACAUUAAUUGAUGACGGGACUCCCAGCUUUGACUGGGGUUCAGCGGCGUUCUGCAGGUGCUCAACGUCUACAACCAACCCCUCAGAAGUGGCAGGCAAGUCUGAGCUCAUAUUCCCAAUCUCAGACAAAACAGAUUGGUACCACAUCCACAUCCAGGCUGUUUGUGUCAAGAUUGUGAAAACUCUCGAAGCCGAUCUGAAGUUAACACACGAUCGCGAAGGUCUGACUGCGAUGAUUCGCGGCGUCCUGCAUUCGAGUCUAUUGCCACGAUGUGGUCCCAACCCUGCGGUUCUUCCGCUUUUCCAAAAGGUUUUAGAAAUUGGUAGAAAACAAGGUUUCCAUUUGACGCCCAAUUAUCGACUGAGACUACGGAAGUGGCUUGAGACAUUCCCUUCCGAGUGUAGCUAUGAUAUCAAACCUCUCCACCAGCUACUCCAAAAGGCGGGCCAGCGCUGACCAGUACAGUCCCCCCUGAGGCUCCCACGAUUUGGACAUGAUAUAUGGUCCUUCUGGUAAUCACCAGCUAGUUCGGUGCUUUUUCAGCUGCUGAAGGGUUCAGUAUCUUGGAGAUUUCCUUAAGGUUCAUCGGAAUCCAUACGGGUACAAGAACUUUUGGAGUAUGUUUUGGCCUAGAUCGUUAGAAUACCCUCGCUAUAUUGCUCCUUUCGCUGUCCCUUUCAGCCUCACUGCAGAAACAUAUGGGCGUUCACGAGUU